CGCUAUCACUGUACAGUCGGUGAAAUAGGCACGCCACAAAAAUGCACGAUAUCAUUAUCAAAACGAAGACGGAACAAGAUUUCACAGAGGUGGUAUUCCUGUUAAUCGAUUACAUCGUGGAGCUACCACGAAGCCAGCGGUCCCGUGAACGGCUGGGAACGCUGCUCGGUCAAUCCACAACCAGCGAGGAACUCAAACACACGUUGAAACUGUUUGAAACCCUCGUACGUAAGUACUGUCUCGGUGAGCUUGACGAGGUGCGUCUGCGUACACAUUUGAGCCAACUUUCACCGAGCCGGCAAGACCGUGUGCUGGAAAUAGUGAAUCUCCGUCGAUCGGAAAUAGCGCAACGGCUGAUCGACGAGGUAAAUCGUCGCGAGGGAGGUGUGCCGCUGGUAGAAUCGUUCGAUUGGAAUGUUAGCUGGAUAAUGGGUAGCAGUAGCUUGGCAUCGAGCAGAAAACAGCUGUGCACCGUGGCACUCGCUUGCCGGGACGGUGAUUCGAAGCCACAAACGAUCAGCUUCGAAAUGGGCAAAGAUCAAGUGGAGCAGCUGAUAGGCGAACUGGAAACGGCUGUAGCAUGAUGCGAAUUGUAAGUAUGAAAAACAAGACGGUACAGCCUUCGCAGAGUUUUAAAACAAUCUUACUAGGUAGGAAUUUAUCGUGGUGAUGGAAUCCAAUUCAUCGCGCAUUGCCAUUGAACUAAGUUAAGCACUUCUAAUAUUUAAGCAUACUCAAAUUUGCCGAAAAAAAUGAGUAACUCCU
Messenger RNA from Anopheles moucheti, 765 nucleotides. RefSeq lists its product as uncharacterized. The record is from RefSeq and is a predicted model, not a curated record. NCBI's taxonomy places the organism in Eukaryota, Metazoa, Arthropoda, Insecta, Diptera, Culicidae. The transcript is spliced from 2 exons. Bases 42 to 584 code for a protein of 180 amino acids.